ACGGCGCGACGUAAUUAACUACGUUUACGUAGCUACCCCUCGUUGGCAGAAAAAAACAGCGGCAUAAAAAAGUCCCUUUUUUUUUUUUUUUUUUUUUUUUUUUCAUUUUUCAUAACAAGUUUGGUACGAAUUUUUCCCAAAUCGAAUUCGUUAAAUGCGUUUCGAUGAAUAGUCCUUCCUAACUUUGGAGGAACCCCUGACUCCCCUCAAAUACAAAAUGGAAGAAAAAAAUUAUUACGAACAUAUGAGAACCUUGACGCACGCGACAUUUUGUUUCGAGAAUGAAGAUCAUACUUUAGGUAACUGUUUACGUUGCAUUUUGCUGCAAAAGGAGGGAGUAGAAUUCGCGGGGUACACCGUGCCGCAUCCUACGCAAGCGGAAAUUAACCUGAGGAUUCAGACAACGGGCGAACCAGCCAUAAACAUUCUGAAGGAUUCCCUAGAAGACCUGUCCAACAUUUGCGACAUCAUGUUGAACAAGUUUGAUUCCGUUGUGAAACGAGUUUAUUAAUUUAUUUAAAAAUGUUUUGUUGUGCCUUCCCUUAUUUUAUAUGUUUACGUAUUUAGCCCAUUAAUGGGUACCCCCCUCCACCCCUGUUAUGUUUCAU
Plasmodium cynomolgi strain B is the source of this 608-nucleotide messenger RNA. Its product is annotated as RNA polymerase small subunit. Gene Ontology annotation, biological process: DNA-templated transcription. The record is from RefSeq and is a predicted model, not a curated record. Bases 218 to 511 code for a protein of 97 amino acids. The transcript is spliced from 3 exons. Gene Ontology annotation, cellular component: RNA polymerase I complex; RNA polymerase III complex. Gene Ontology annotation, molecular function: DNA-directed RNA polymerase activity; protein dimerization activity; DNA binding. NCBI's taxonomy places the organism in Eukaryota, Apicomplexa, Aconoidasida, Haemosporida, Plasmodiidae.